Messenger RNA from Pogonomyrmex barbatus (red harvester ant), 661 nucleotides. RefSeq lists its product as uncharacterized. NCBI's taxonomy places the organism in Eukaryota, Metazoa, Arthropoda, Insecta, Hymenoptera, Formicidae. The record is from RefSeq and is a predicted model, not a curated record.
AUGAUAGGUCGCCACAGAAAGGAACUGCAAGAGGGGGUGUGUCUCGUGAGGUCCACAUCAGUUUCAGUAGUGAUCUCUGCAUCGCCGCAUCAUUAUCGCCACCAUGAACGCUCUACUUGUAUUAGCGAUCCUCAGUCUGGCAAUGCCCAUUUACGGCGAGGAAAAGGCAGAGGUAGAGAAAAACAGGACAAACGAGGCGUAGUGGGUUUGGGAUAUGGCGGAUACGCAGGAUUAGGAAACGCCGUCGUGGGAUCGGGUUAUGCAGGUUACGGGCAGGGUUACAUCGGCGGCGCGACCUACUCCGCGGGUUACGGCAUCGCCGCCGCACCCGCCGCCACCUACGGCUACAGCGCGCCGAUUGUGUCCCACGGCUACGGCGCGCCGAUAGCACCCGCGAUUGUGUCCCACGGAUACAGCGCGCCUCUGUACUCGUCGUCGUACCGCGUCGGUUACGCCGGCGGUCUGGGAUACGGCGGCUCCAGCCUGGCAGGAUACGGAGGACUUGGAUACGGAUACGGCGCAGGAUUGGGAUACCGCCGCGGUCUCGCCGCCAGCUACGCCGGCAACGGGUGGUGAAGAUGCGAGCGGUGAAGAUUUGCCCGGUCGUACACUCGACAUGUCGCGAAAUGUCAAGGUGACCCCCCCCCCCCUCCCCUCUCCU